Messenger RNA from Rubroshorea leprosula, 1978 nucleotides. NCBI's taxonomy places the organism in Eukaryota, Viridiplantae, Streptophyta, Magnoliopsida, Malvales, Dipterocarpaceae. The record is from the annotation of a GenBank genome assembly.
AGGUAAUUAAAAACCAAUCUCAAGCCUAGAUCUUGCUUCAUAUUUGGUAGCUCUAAUUAUUGUUGAUUUAAGCAUCGAAGUACUUACCUCGAGGACUGACCUUGGGGCUCUACAGUCAAGAAGGUGAAUGGCAAACGGAGAAUGUGCAUUGAUUAUACUAAUCUUAAUGAUGCUUGCUUAAAGGAUUGCCAUCCCUUGUCGAGUAUAGAUAAGGUAGUAAAAGCUACAUCCAAAAAUGAAAUGCUCAGUCUUUUGGAUGCUUACUUGAUGUAUCACCAGGUCCAUAUGGCACCCGAGGAUAAGGUGAAGACCUUCUUUUAUGCCGGCGAUGAGAUCUACUACUAUGUAAUAAUGCCGUUUGGACUUAAGAAUGUAGGAGCUACAUAUCAGAAAAUGGUGACAAUUGUAUUUCAAGCUCAAAUUGGCACGAACUUGGAAGUCUACGUCGAUGACAUAGUAGUCAAAAGCCUCAAGGAGGGGGAUAUAAGUCAAUCCCAAGAAGAUAAAGGCAAUAGAGAAGAUGAAACCACUGAAGUUAGUCAAAGAUGUGCAACGCCUAACUGGGUGAGUAGUAGCUCUGCACAAGUUCAUCUUGAAACCUCAAAGUGUCAAGUUGCCUUCGACGAGCUUAAGGCAUACCUCAAUUCACUAUCUCUGUUAACCAAGGCUGACGAUGGUGAGAUUCUUUACCUCUAUCUCAGGAUAUCCGACACAACAGUAAGCUCGGUCUUGGUCAGAGAAAUGGGAAAGCAACAAAGGCCAGUGUACUACGCUAGUAAGAUUUUGCAAAAGCUGGAGUGCUCAGGUAGGCUGAUUAAAUGGGUAGUGGAGUUGGGGGAAUUCCAGAUUACCUUUCGGCAUAGGUUGGCAAUCCAAGCUCAAUCUUUAGUAGACUUUGUGGUAGAAUGCACCUUUAGCCAAGAGAAUGCCAACUCUGAAGUCGAGUUAUGGACCCUUUACGUCAACGGGUUAUCUAGCAGCAAAGGGUCAGGUGCCGGAGCAGUGUUAAUUGGGCCUGAGGGUUUUUGCAGUGAUCACACCUUGAAAUUCAAUUUCAAAGCAACGACUACCAUGGCUAAAUAUGAGGCGGUUCUCCUUGGACUUUGUCUAGCAGCCGAGCUGAUGAUUUUAGCUCACAAAAAUCCAAGAACAGAGAAUGAGCACGUAGAUUUCUUGUCAAAGUUAGCUUUUGAUAGCUUUGGUGGAGCGACAUCUAUCUAUGUAGAGGUCCUUGAUAAACCAAGCUUCCAGAGGUUGAAGGUGAUGGAAAUCAAUGUUGAUCCUAAAACUUUGAGCUGGACAAACCCCAUCAAGGCUUACCUCCGAGAUGGAACCAUCCCAAACAGUAAACAAGAAGAGAUGAAGUUGCAGAGAAAGGCAUCCCGAUACAUCGUAGUUGAUGGUUUAUCGUCUGCAAGAAGAGUUAAGGUCAAAAAAGAAGAAGAAGAAGAAGAAGAAGAAGAAGAAGAAGAAGAAGAAGAAGAAGAAGAAGAAGAAGAAGAAAGACGUGUUCUAGCUCUUACCUCAAGGGCGUGUCUAACAAAGCUAGAUCCUCCAUUUGUAUUCGCCUUGUCCCUUGCCCUUUACAAAUCCACCUUUGGAAAGGUGGAUUUGAUGAACCGUUUGGUAGCUGUCCUGUUGACGUUGUUAAAGAAAUUGGACUUCUGCUUUGGGAAAAGGUCACCCUUCCCCUUUCCAUGGAUCACCUUGCCCACCUCUCACAGGGUUAGGUCAAUUUGCACUGGUGGAGGUCGAGCUCGAGCUCUUCCACUUGGAUGGGGCCUUAAAGUUGCACCCAUAGUUCUCUCCUCUAUAAUGACAGCAAUCGGAGCCCUUGACCUCUUCUAUGUGAGAGCGAUGGUCUUUCCUUCAUAUAGCAACUGAUUCAUCUCUUUUAUAAAACAAAACAGAGUUAAAAUUUUUUAAUCAGAUUUACAACUCAAGUGAGUCUAGAUUUGAAUAAACAGACCUUCACUCA